GCCAUCGCCAUCGCCCAUCGCCCUGCGGUUUUUUAAUCCUGCCCUCAUGAUUCGAUCCCCCCUGCCUGCUCCCUUUUGCCGGGCCACUCACGUGCGCUCGUCAAACCGCUGUCCCCAAGGGUCAAAACCAAUCCAAACCCCCGGUCCUCGUCCUCCCAGCUUGCUCCAUCACUCUCUCCCACUCCCACGCCGUGCCGUGACUUGCCACGCUCUCGCACACACGGGCACUGAGCCUGGGCGGCUGCUGCUGUUUUCUUGGUUCUGGUGGGAUGGAGCUGCGGCUGAGCCUGGGCGAGGCGGCAGUGCCGGACGCAGGGAGGGCGGCGGUGCCGGAGCUGGGCCUUGGGCUUGGGGUCGGGAUUGGAGCCAGCGCCGCCGCCGGAAGCGGAAGGCGUGAGGAGGGCGGGACGGGGAACAGGGCAGCGCCGGGGACGGGGACGGGAACGGGAACGAGGUGGUGGGCGGCGCCGGCCACGCCUGAGCCGGCGGCGGUGCGGCUCAGCCUCGUGUCCAGCAGCCUCGGCCUUCAGUGGCCGCCUUCCGACGCCGGCAUCUGUCAUGCAGGGCGUGCCGAGGCGCCGGCGGCGCGCGGGUUCGACGUGAACCGGCCGGCGCCGUCGUCGUCGGCGGUGGCGGCGAGCGCUCUGCUGGCGCUGGAGGACGACGAGGACGACCCGGGCGCGGCGGCGGCGCUGUCGUCGUCGCCCAACGACAGCGCGGGCUCCUUCCCGCUGGACCUGGGUGGUGGCCCGCAUGCCCAUCACGCCGAGGGCGGCGCCGCGGCGCAGGCCGCCGGCGGCGGCGGCGAGCGGUCGUCGUCUCGCGCGAGCGAUGAGGACGACGGCGCGUCCGCGCGCAAGAAGCUGCGACUCUCCAAGGAGCAGUCCGCGUUCCUGGAGGAGAGCUUCAAGGAGCACAGCACCCUCAACCCUAAGCAGAAGGCGGCGCUGGCGAAGCAGCUCAACCUCCGGCCGCGACAGGUGGAAGUCUGGUUCCAGAACCGCCGAGCCAGGACGAAGCUGAAGCAGACGGAGGUGGACUGCGAGUACCUGAAGCGCUGCUGCGAGACGCUGACGGAGGAGAACCGGCGGCUGCACAAGGAGCUGGCGGAGCUGCGCGCGCUCAAGGCGGCGCCGCCCUUCUUCAUGCGGCUCCCGGCCACCACCCUGUCCAUGUGCCCCUCCUGCGAGCGCGUCGCCUCCGGGCCCAACCCUGCUGCCUCCACCUCGGCACCUGUGUCACUGUCAUCAUCCUCGCCGCCUGCCACAGCCACCGCCACCGCCGUCGCCGCACCCGUCGUGCGAGGCGAGCACCGGCCGCCCUCGUCAUUCGCCGCGCUGUUCGCGGCCACACGCAGCUUCACGCUGGCAUCCCAGCCUCGGCCGCCGGCGCCGGCACCGGCCAGCAACUGCUUGUAAAUACGCGCGCGCGCGCGCCAUCGCCAUCAGCCUCUCCUUCCCUCUGUGGGUUGGUUCUCGUGAGAAUUUUUGGGGUUUCCGAGGCCGUGCGUCGCCGUCGCGUCGACGGCUGGGAUGCGAGAAGCGGAGGCUGCUGGGACGGCGCUGUUAACCUUGAUUUGCUCUCUGUUUACGUUUUCUACUUUCUAGUAAAAGAACGUCAAGUGUUCAUGUUAAGCACGAAUGGUGUAGGGUUUAAGCUCGUUUUAAGCCUUGUUUAGUUCCUAAAAAA
This is a messenger RNA of Sorghum bicolor (sorghum), 1689 nucleotides long. Its product is annotated as homeobox-leucine zipper protein HOX27. The record is from RefSeq and is a predicted model, not a curated record. Gene Ontology annotation, molecular function: DNA-binding transcription factor activity, RNA polymerase II-specific; sequence-specific DNA binding. The transcript is spliced from 4 exons. Gene Ontology annotation, biological process: regulation of DNA-templated transcription. Lineage: Eukaryota; Viridiplantae; Streptophyta; Magnoliopsida; Poales; Poaceae. Bases 270 to 1418 code for a protein of 382 amino acids.